AAUUGGGUGGCAGUACAAAGAAAGGAAGAAAUGAAAAACUCUAAACCCUAGCUAGAACCUAACUUCCAAGCUCCAAUGACGGAUCUUCCGCCGGAGAUACUCACCGGAAUCCUCUCUCUGUUACCGGUACAAUCCCUCCUCCGAUUCCGUUCAACCUCAAAAUCACUUCAAUCUCUAAUCGAUUCCCACAGCUUCAUCAAGCUUCACCUCCAUAAUUCCUUCAAUCGUUCCUUAAUCCUUCGACACAACUCUGAUUUCUACCAAAUCAACGAUUUCUCUAACCUAACUACCGCCGUUAAACUCAAUCCUCCUUUCAAAGGCUCCAACAACUUCAUCUCUCUGGUCGGAUCAUGUAACGGCCUUCUCUGCCUCUUCUCCGAUGGUGAAAUCGCUUUCUGGAACCCUACCAUCUGUAAACAUCGCAUUAUCCCUUCCCUCCCUAUUCCUACCCCUCAACAUUCUGAACCUAACAACAUCUACGCCGACUUUUGCGUUUACGGCUUCGGUUUUGAUCCAUUAACUGAUGAUUACAAACUCCUCACAAUCUUCUGUUUCGUCGAGAUACAACAAUCUACUUCUGAAUCACAUGCGAGACUCUUCAGCUCGAAAACAAACUCGUGGAAAGAACUUCCUACCAUGCCUUACACUCUUUACUAUGCUCAAACAAUGGGGGUUUUUGUUGAGAAUUCUCUUCACUGGAUAAUGACGGAGAAACUUGAUCCGUUGAAACCUCGUGUAAUUGUUGCGUUUAACCUAACACAUGAGAUUUUCAAUGAGGUUCCUUUUCCUGAAAUUGGUGAAGAAGUGAAUAGUGAGAGUUUUGAAAUUGGUGUUGCGGUUCUGGAAGGGUGCCUUUGUAUGACUGUGAAUUAUCAAACUGUUAAAAUUGAUGUUUGGCUGAUGAAAGAAUAUGGAUGUAGAGAUAGCUGGUGUAAACUUUUUACUUUGGCAGAAUCGUGUUUCACCUUACCUUUGAAAGCUUUGAGGCUUUUAGCUUAUUCGAGCGAUGGAGGUAUGGUUCUGUUGCAAGUAGAUCCUGAGAAGCUGUUUUGGUAUGAUCUCAAGAGUGAACAAGUUAGUUGUGUUCAAGGAAUUCCUAAUUUCGAUCAAGCCAUGAUUUGUGUUGGAAGUCUUGUAUCACCUUCCUUCCCUAGGAAGGAGAAUCGCACAAGCAAGAGAAGGGAUGACUUCUUGUCCCGAGGAUUUAAAUUGAAAUUGUAAUGAAGAACCUUUGAUUUGUAGCUGAAAAGUUGUUUGUAGUGAUGGAUUUAGUCAUGUUGAUUUGCGGGAAGCGUUAAAUUGAUCCGAAAUGGAGCAUCGCCUAGUUUUUAACUCUCUUCUUCAUUGGUGUAAGAUCACACUUUUCCCUCUCAUGUAAAAUCUCACGAGGGGAUUCAUUCUCAGUAGAACCGUUUGCCUACAGUGAAAGAAAGGCCUGCAGAAGUGAAACAAAGAUCUCAGCCAAAAUAUAAUAUUGAAGAUUAGAUACAUAAUGUACAUAACUUCUUUCUUUUGAAGUAUCACUUGGUCUGUAAAUACUAGGAUCAUGCUAUAUAAGUAAUGCAAAGAAAAAUGGCAUAUAUGUCUGUUUAGGUGUAAGAAAGUGUUGAAAAUGGCUUAUAUGUUGUUACGGUGAUCAAAAGUGUUGAAACUUUUUA
Medicago truncatula (barrel medic) is the source of this 1658-nucleotide messenger RNA. RefSeq names its product F-box protein CPR1. Gene Ontology annotation, molecular function: protein binding. The record is from RefSeq and is a predicted model, not a curated record. Lineage: Eukaryota; Viridiplantae; Streptophyta; Magnoliopsida; Fabales; Fabaceae. The transcript is spliced from 2 exons. Bases 76 to 1221 code for a protein of 381 amino acids.